Molecule: messenger RNA, 2691 nt
Organism: Ruditapes philippinarum (Manila clam)
Lineage: Eukaryota; Metazoa; Mollusca; Bivalvia; Venerida; Veneridae
Exons: 1
Coding region: 1-2691 (896 amino acids)
Source: RefSeq, a predicted model, not a curated record
AUGUCAUCUGCGUUAAAUGCGGAUAAAUCGUUUCCUAACAAGGUAGUUUUGCACGAGCACAAUAAGCCAACAAUGGGGACAAGUUAUGUUGGUCCGAAAACAAGAAUUAUAGUUAAACGAAAUAUGAUAUUGAAAGAAAAGUCGAAAGAGACUGAGUCGACUUUGCUGGAUAAAAAGAUAAGGAAAUAUGACAGGGCUCCAGUUAGAUCUAAAACGCAACAAAUAAGUAGAGAAAAUAGUAACAUAGCGGAGAAGAAAAAUAUAUCAAAAUCGUCGAAAUCGGAGAAAGGCUUACUCAAGAAAUCAAAUUUAAGUAAAACUAGUGGCUUAAACGAUAGGAAUUUGUCAAAUUCAAAUGAUGUAAAUGACAUUGUGAGUGAAAGAAAUACAAAUGAAAGUGAUAUUAUAACGACGGAAAAUUUGUCAAAUGAUUGUGAUUCUGGAUUAAUGAAUCUAUUAUCAGAUGCAGAAACGCACAUUAAUGGACCUCAAAAUAGUGAUGAAACGUGUAAACACAAUGACAUAGACAAAAGUGUAUCAAAACUAGGUUUGGAACUGUCUCACACUUCCGUAAGUUCAAUACAGAACGAUGUAGGGACACAAUUACAACACGUUUUAGAAAAUAGUUCAUCAAAUAUGUUGCAUAUAGAAAAUUGCGAAAGUGAAAACAAAGAAUAUACAUUUAUGAAUGUGACGCCAGCCACUAGUGGUAUUCGCAGACAAACAUCGCUCAAAAAAUCAAUUCCAAAACCACAAUCUGUGAUCUUAGACAGCUGUGAUGAUUCUCAGCACAAAAACUUUGAAAUUUCAGAUGCAAAUAAAGAUAUUUUUCACAUUACGAACUCUUCGGAUCUCAUGCACCAUAAUUGUAACAUGGAAAGUGAUUUAGAUCAAAUCGAGGGUGUGACAGCAGGUACUUGUAAACAAACAGAAAAUGUUCUAUCACUUAACAAGGAAUCUAUCGAACAAACAGUAUCUUUAUCAAAAAGUACGAAAUUAUCUGCACAAAAUGCUAAGCCAGGAGAAAAAUCGCAAAAAUCAUAUUUGCAGGGAAACAUUCCAAGUUAUCUUAGAAUGACGUCAAGUGCCGCUAAUAAAGAAAUAAAAAAGAAGUCUGAAAUCAAACAGCGGUCAGUGACUCGAGAAAAUAAUUCUAAAUCGUUUGUCAAGCAAAGUGAUAAAUACUCAAACAAGACAGACUUAAAACGCAGUGCAACUAAAGACCUACAGUCUAUGUUUAUAAACGGAAUACAAUCAAGUGUAACAAAAACCACUUCUCGUGACACAACCUUUGUAGAUGAUGCAUCAAGUCCAGAAGAUUUAACAUUGACAUUAGGGUAUGACAUAGACAGUAAAAAUGAAACAUCAAAUGAUCCAAAUAUUACACAGGUAAAUAAGUUUUCUUCUCAGUCGCAGAAUCAUAUAAAAAAGGAAAUAAAUCAGAAAUGUACGAAAUCAAGUUCAAAACAGACAGCAAAAUUACCUGUAAAAAGCAAAACAAUAAUACCUCGAGUAUCAGUCGUUAAAAGUAAACAAGCAACAGUAAACAUACGGCCGCGUUCUUUGACGCCAAAUGAUUCAAAGCCUAAAUCAAUCGCUCUAAAGCAACGAAGCCAACAAGGCAUACAUAUUGGUCAACGAUCACGAUCGACGACACCUGGAGUCUCUGACGGUAGCUGCUCAAUUAAUGAUAUAAUAUCUAAAAAGUCAUUGAACACAGAAGAUAAUCAGACAAAUGGCAAAACAACGCUAAAUGCUCAGCAAACUACCCGUGAAGACGUGAAUGUACAAAAACAAAAAUCCACCGGAAAAGGUUCAGGCGUGCAGCCACGCUCCGUGAUUCGAACUGACCUUGAAAGCAAAUCAAUCAGUCUGAAAAACCAAUGUUCUCAAGACAGAAGCUCAAGGUCACGGUCGACAACACCUAGCGCGUCUUCUGUUUCAUCUGAUAGUAGCUGCUCUAAAACUACAAAAUUACCAAGCAAAACAUUUGAUAUAAUUCCAAAAAAUGUCAAGCGAAUAAAAAAUGAUAAAAGUUCACAGCAUAAAGGUUUUAAAUCAAAUCAAGAUUCAAAACUGAAUAAACUACCAGAACGAAAAUUAAAGACAUCAAAGAAAACUAUCGAAAAGGAAAAAUCAAUAAACAGGGAUUUUGGCACUCAUGUGACAUCGACAAAGUUAAAAAGCAAUGAUAAAGCUAAUGAAACAGGACAAAUGUUAAAGAGAGUUUCUAAAUCUAAAUCAAGAUCCACCACCCCUGAAAUAUCAUCUAUGUGCUCCAGUCACAGCAAAUCUAGCUCACCAAAUAUUCCACAGAGUGUAAAAGAAGUUCCCAAAGUCAAAAGUCCAACAGGAACUCAUAAAUCAAAUAUUCAAUCCGCCUUAAUAUCGUCACCAUCAGGAUCUUUAAGCGGUAAAGGUGAUACAUUAUCUACAAAUAAGAUAAAGAUGAAUAAACCAAUGAAAAAGAAAGAGAAAUCACCGGAAAUAAUUUCUGUGGAUAGUACUAAAAAUAAUUUAAAACUAACGACAUUACACUCCAAUCGAAACAGCUCCAGGAAAGAUGGCACAGUCAGUAGAGACUUUAACUCACGCUCGCAAUCAAACACUCCGAGAAUGUCCCCAUCGUCACCCAUUUGCAAUACUAUAUCGAAUUUGGAUCAAGUUGACUCUGAAACAAGUCGCAUCUGA